Molecule: messenger RNA, 1932 nt
Organism: Phaedon cochleariae (mustard beetle)
Lineage: Eukaryota; Metazoa; Arthropoda; Insecta; Coleoptera; Chrysomelidae
Source: the annotation of a GenBank genome assembly
GACUAAAGAGAGAUGCGUCUCAAGACGUUGGACGGGCCUUUGUCCGUUCAUAAUGGCAACAACGAUAUUAUCAACUCCCCGAAAAGGAUCAACACCAUACAGAACAGCAACAUCAUCACUAACUACCACAACUCCACAACUUCAAACUUCACAGAUACUUCGCAGUUCACAUCCGGCCUGAGCGACAAUGUCAUCAAUGACGUCAUAACGGAACUGCAAACUAGUGACCUCAACGUAUUGAGCAACGUAAUUCAAGAUAAGGUGCAAUGGUGCAACCCCCCUCGUCGAGAGGUGCAGAACCGCGAGUUAGCCAACAACUGCCGCAACAUCAACAACACGCUGGCUGCCACCCUCGGGAGGCGGGCCAGGGGGCGGCGAGCCACCCCCGCCUCUGCCCUCUGCUCGCCAGAGUCCUCGCCAGAUGAUAGUCUCUUCGAUGUCGAAGAUGCUGAACAAAGCUGCUCAUCCGCAGACACCAGCCCCCAAGACGAAGACCUCCCCUUCGACUUAUCCGAUUCAGAAUCCUCCGAAGACGGCAACCUGAGCGACGCGGCAAUCCUGCCCCAGCGCAGGGGCAUAGUCAACCCCAACUACCCUGGCUUCCAGCACCUGGCACAUACCCUGGCCUCUGACGCCGACUACACCGACGACGACCUCGAUUUCGCUCAACCGGACGCCGAGGCUAACAACAACAAUGUGACAGAGACGGACUAUAAGAUUGACAGUGUGAAUCGGUUGGAUAGUGUCGAGAAUAUCCAGAAAGUGUUUUACGAUAAGCCGGCGUUCAAUAUCGAACAGGAGGAUGGGAACGACCAGGAAAGUGAUUCGGCUAGUGGGAAUUCGAACAAUAGCGACGAGGAUACUGAGAUUCAGGUGCCGCUGAAUAUCAACGUUGACGAGAAGGGAGUUUCAAAAGAUAUUGUUGGAGACUUCAGCGGAGAGAUAGAAGCAGCACUAGUUAGAGGGACAUUCCACAAAAACGAAGUCUUCGAAGAUCCAUUUCAACCACCCAAACUUGAAACAGCAGUGGUACAACAACUCGAAGAAGUGGUUGAGAAGCUUCUAGUCAUCAAAGAAGUAGAACCUUCAAUCACCAAAUAUAAUAUCGAACCGAAUAUCGAAGAGCCUUUUAGUAAACUUUCGCCGACAAAGCAAUUUCCUCUUCAUCAGGUUCUAGACGAUACCAUAUCGAUUAAAAAUUCGGAUACGAUGGCGGUUCUACAAGAAAACUUAUCAUUCAUUGUGAGACUAGACGAUCCCAUCAAAAUGAAAUUAGGAGAUGCGUUUUUAUCAAAAGGUACUGAGACCAUCGAAGCUCCCGUUCAAAAGGAAAAUUUACAUUUAUCCCAUACCCUCAAUUUUGAAACUGAAAUGGAAGUGGACAAUGAGGUUAUGAAAAAAUCCGAACUUUCUAGAAAAGACUCGAAUCGUGAACAGGAGGAACUGGAUUGCCGAAUCAAGAAAAUCAAAGCAGAUUCUGAGGAUAUCGAAGAGUUUCGCAAAGAAAAUCUCACUAGAGAUUUCAAAGAAAAAGAAGAGGACAGCGCAGUUCCAAGGAAGAAAGAAAAGGUCGAUACAUUCUUAAAAAAAAGGAGAGACUACAAUCAGGAAUUUGGAAGUCUAAUCACUUUUCCUAGAAGAGAGAAUGGGGUUAGAAAUAGAGAUCCAAUCAACAGAAGAUCUGUGCCCAUGGUUAGAGAAAAGAAAAGGAAUAAUGAUGCUUUGGGUGGAUUCGACGUAUACAAUAUCGAAACUGCCAUGCCAAAGAUCGAUCUUGAAGCGAUUGAAUGCCACCUGAGGGCUGCACGUGAAGAAGAACGAAGGGCUAUGUCCCAGGACGGGGUCCUAUCCAUGGCCAAUAUCAGCGAGAUGCUCAGGGCGAGCGAAAAUUCAACGUUCAGAUUUGAUGCUUCCAAGAUCUCUCUAAAUUAG